Messenger RNA from Brenthis ino (lesser marbled fritillary), 1275 nucleotides. The record is from the annotation of a GenBank genome assembly. Lineage: Eukaryota; Metazoa; Arthropoda; Insecta; Lepidoptera; Nymphalidae.
AUGUACCACGGAGCGCUUUCGGCGCCCCACCGGAGCCACGAUGUGAAUUCUUAUAAAACCCACGAAUACUUAUCAAAGAUCUUCAUCUUCGGUGCAGUGUUAGCAGUGGCUCAAGCGGGUGGCUUGCGUCAUGGUGGUUAUUCCCUAUCUUCCCAAUAUAGUGGAUUGAACCACGGCUACGGAUAUGGUGCGGCUCCCCAUCAGUCUGCAUCUCUAGCUCAUGCUGCUCCCUUGGCUCAUGGAGCUCUCCAAUAUUCUGGCCCUCUCGCUCAUACUGCUCUGGACUACUCAGGUCGUCUUUCUCACCUAGCUUCGUUAAACCAUGCAUCUCCUUUGAGCUAUGCAGCUCCUUUAGCCCAAGCAGCUCAUCCAGCUCAUUUGGGUUAUGCUGGUCCUCUAGGUAAUGCUGAUCCUCUAGGUCAUGCUGGUCCUCUAGGUCAUGCUGGUAUUCUAGGUCAUGCUGGUCCUCUAAGUCAUGCUGGUCCUCUAGGUCAUGCUGGUCCUCUAGGUCAUGCUGGUCCUCUAGGUCAUGCUGGUCUUCUAGGUAAUGCUGGUCCUCUAGGUCAUGCUGGUCCUCUAGGUCAUGCUGGUCCUCUAGGUAAUGCUGGUCCACUAGGUCAUGCUGGUCCUCUUGGUAAUGCUGGUCCUCUAGGUCAUGCUAAUUUUGCCCACGCCACAUCACAUACCAAUGUGGUUUCCUUGUCCCACACUUCUCCUUACGGCAAUCUCGAAAAUGCUGGCCGUUAUGCUGCCAAAGACUACUACAUCGUCGCUCUGAGCGCUGUAUUGGCUGCUGCCAAUGCUGGAAUCCUCCCACUUCACCACGCCUCAGCCGUGUCAUCCCAGAGCAUCAUCCGCCAUGACAACCCGGUCCACUACGCUGCCGCUCAUCUCAUCCACGCUCCCGUGGUCCAUGCCCCUAUCGUACAUGCCGCCCCCAUAGUCCACGCUCCUAUCGCUAUUGCUCACGAAUACUCUCACCCUAAAUACGACUUCUCUUACUCCGUGGCCGACCCCCACACCGGCGACCACAAGUCCCAGCACGAGAGCCGCGACGGUGGCGCCGUGCACGGCAGCUACUCCCUCGUCGAGCCUGACGGUUCCGUCCGUAAAGUAGAAUACACCGCUGACGACCACCAUGGAUUCAACGCUGUAGUCCACAAGACCGUGGGCCACCACCCCGCCCCCGUAGUCCACGCUCCUAUCAUCCACGCUGCCCCGGUCUCACAUCUCGCCAUCUCCCACCUCGCUCAUGGACAUCAUGGCCUCCACUAC